Cydia splendana is the source of this 3738-nucleotide messenger RNA. RefSeq names its product 17-beta-hydroxysteroid dehydrogenase 13-like. Bases 159 to 1154 code for a protein of 331 amino acids. NCBI's taxonomy places the organism in Eukaryota, Metazoa, Arthropoda, Insecta, Lepidoptera, Tortricidae. The transcript is spliced from 8 exons. Gene Ontology annotation, molecular function: oxidoreductase activity, acting on the CH-OH group of donors, NAD or NADP as acceptor. The record is from RefSeq and is a predicted model, not a curated record. Gene Ontology annotation, cellular component: lipid droplet.
CGACCUAAUUCGCCGGCACACUCCGUUGAUACAUUCAGUCACUCGCACCGCCCGCUCGCCGCGGCCGUGUCAGACGAUUAAAAAUACAACGCGCCGGAAUUAAAAAGUUUGUGUUCCAUUUUUGAAUUUGAACUCGUGUUCGUUCGCUUUAUUUCAUCAUGUCUUCAGCCACAGCCACUAAAAAUGGAUCCGUCCAAGGAUUAGCUGCCAAGGCGCCAUGGACGGACGAGCAAGGCAUUGCAGUAAAAAUAUACGAAGGCGUGGUGACCACCUUGGAGAUAUUACUGCUGCUUGUCAAAAUGUGGGUGUCCUGGAUAUACGCCAUGUACCAGCUGGUCGUGCCACCCGUGCCGAAGAGUAUCGAAGGAGAGGUUAUUCUGAUCACAGGCGCCGGUCACGGCAUGGGCCGCGAGGUGGCGCUGAGGUUCGGGAAGCUGGGAGGAGUCAUCGUCUGCGUAGAUAUUAAUGCCGCCGGCAACCAGGAAACUGUGGACGUCAUCAAGGCUAAUAAGGGGAAGGCGCACCGAUAUGAGUGUGACGUAACAGACAGCAAAGCCGUGGCCGCGUUGGCGGAGCGCGUGCGCCGCGAGGUUGGUGACGUCACGAUGCUGGUUAACAACGCCGGGAUCAUGCCCUGCAAGCCUCUGUCGCAGCACAGCGAGAAGGACAUCAGGACCAUGAUGGAAGUCAAUGUUAUGGCGCACUUCUGGAUGCUCCAGAGCUUCCUCCCAUCAAUGAUGGAGAAGAACCACGGCCACAUCGUAGCCAUGUCCUCGAUGGCUGGCAUGCUUGGUCUCCGCAACCUGGUGCCGUACUGCGCGUCCAAGUUCGCAGUUAGAGGCAUGAUGGAAGCUCUGCAUGAGGAGUUGAGGGAGGACUCCAAGGAUUACAGUGGUAUCAAAAUCACCGUAAUCUGCCCAUACAUCGUGGACACGGGCCUGUGCAAGAACCCCAAGAUCCGGUUCCCCACACUGAUGAAGAUCGUCACAGCGGACGAGGCGGCCGACAACAUCGUUGAUGCCGUGAGGAGGAACUACUCCGAGAUCACCAUUCCUAGCUCCUUGUUCUAUGUUAACUCGUUCCUACGACCGCUGCCUAAAACUGUCCCACUUCAUCUCAAGGACUUCUUGGACUCUGGUUUGGAGGCUCAAUAAUUAAAUUAAGUGUUGAUUUAAAUUUAAAUGAGACUUCAGCUAACAAGCUCAAAUACAUUUCUCUACAGUGAAUGAAGUACAGAUGUAGUGCAUAAUUGUUUUCCAUCGUAUUUUCUCGGAAACGUUCGUAUUUGUCAUGCUACUUCAGUCAACCUCGUUCGUACGUUUCCGUGAAAAUACGAUGUAAAAUAAUUAUGCACUAGGUACAUCUGUACUUCGAGUACCUAAGCUACUCCUCUCCUAAAGGGGCCCACUGGUUAACAGUCCACCGGACGGUAUCGGCCUGUCAGUUGUUCGGAACUGUCAAAAUUUUGUUCUAACUGACAUGCGGACUGUUAAUCAGUGGGCCCCUUAAGACAAAUAAAUGGAGCCUUUAACUAUUUGUUUAAACUGUUAGUGUCGGAAUCGAUAAUAUGGAUGUUAAAUAUCGUGAUACCAACGUGAGGUGAUAACUGGUACUGUAAACUCCAAUUGCUUUAGCUCUAGGAGGAAGCAAUGUCCGAUAAAAUUGUGCCUAUUUAAAUAAAACAAGGCCUUGAAACUACCAUUGCUGUGGAGUCUGUUCAAUUUUUUGCACAGAUUUAUCCAAGAAGGCAACGUUGAUUACUUUGGUAACAAAUCAAAUUAUUUUUUAUUAAAUAUUUUGAUUAGUGUUUUUUAAGUAGUCACAAAUACUAUGAAUUAUUUAUAAACUGAUAUAGAUGACGAAUGACGAAGGCCGGAUUCCACCACGGCACGGGUGGGUGCCGGUUCGUAUCCGUCCUUUACUACUGGAGGACUUUUCUUUAAUAUAUAUUAUGACAUCUAAUGACAUCUAUAGGUAUCAGUUUAUAAGGCAACGUAUACCAUUAGCAGCCAUACGGAGUAACUCUUAGAGCUAGAGUAACCACGAUUUACACACAUCUGAGCGUUAUUCUUAUAGAACCAAAUAUGACUAUAAUGGGUUCUCAUGAACCAUCGGCGCGGUUCGGGAAAUGAAUUAGAGAUUCACUAGAUAUAAUAUAAUAACGUCGCUCCAAUAUUAUUGCGGCCGUCAUAAGGUACCCUUUGCCGUGGAACGUCACAUAUCUUUACUAUUUCAUAUCUAGUGAAUCUCUAAUUCAUUUCCCGAAUCGCGCCGCAUAUCUUAAGUUAAGAACUCUAGGAUAACGUGUGGUUGGAUAUUAUUAACUGAUAUUAUUUGCGAUGUGAUUUUUUAAAAUAGCACGUUCUGGAAUAAUUUCAAAGAAAGACAAUAUGAAGUUACUUAUAGUUACUAUGCAAAGGAGGUAAAUGAAACUUUCAAAUACCAGUGAGCUAAUUGUGUAAUAUUAGUGAUAUUAAAGGUUAAUUGUGAUGCUACGAAUUUUUACAUGAAGCCUCAUGGCUCUUCUCACUCACUGUCACUGUGUGUUUCACUUUCAUAAAAAUUAAAUGAAAAAUUCUACUACCGUAAUUGAGAAUCUUAAACAAAUCACAUAAUUUAGAAAAUACUUGUGGAAAUUCAGGAAAUGGCAUUUAGUAUAAUGAAAUGGGUCCAUUAAUGUACGUAUUUAUAAUGUUUAGAAACGUCGUACACUUAAAUAUGUAUGUAAUUUGUGUUGGCGGAAGUGUUAACGUAAGUCAUACAUCAAUACAUCAUAAAUACCAGCUAUUACAAAAUACCAUAAUGAAUACAUUAUGAACAAGAUAAGAGUGAUAUUUAUUUAAUUACACAAACGGGUCUACCGCUAUAUAAUUUCAUUGUUUGACCAUUGACCAAAGAUUGACCAGUCUUUCCGUGACCACAGCUGGUGCAACUCAGCUGAAACGUCCGUAUUUAAGGUAAAAACAAUGUAAUUAUGUCGCGGUAGACCCGUUUGUGUAAUUAAAUAUUUGUACAAAACGCGAGAGUUUUAAGUGUUAUAAGAGUGAUAUUAUUUAGUGCCUGAGAUAGCCCGGUUGUAAGUACCUAAUUAAUUGUUAUAGUUGUUUGUUUGGGCAUAAGUAGAUUAUAAUAGCAAUAACAUCAUUUUAAUUAACUAACAUCACAAGAAUCAAUUCUUUUUGUAUAUUAUUCCAUAACAAUAAGUCAAAGUAUAUAUGUGCAAUAAUAGAAACUUAUGUGGGUAUGUGUAUGAUGUGCCAUGUGACUUGAAUAUACAGGAUGUAACAAAAAUAGUGGGGAUCCAUUUAGGCUUGUUUAAGGGCAUAUCGGUAUCGUGUUCUGAUUAGGAAAAAGUAGAAGAAAGACUCCAUAAAAAAGCCAAUUUUUCUCGUCAAUUAGAUUUUCCUUCUACUUUUUCCUGAUUGGAACACGACACCACGAUACGGAUACGGGUCUUAAAGGGAUCCCCAAAAUUUUUGUUAUUCAUUCUAUAAAAUAGGAUAACUUUGGAAGUAAAAAAACGAAUCAUUUGGUAAUAAUUUUACGGGUUUAUCAUCUUUCUUAAAAUGAAAGGCACAAAAGAAAUAUAUUUUUUACUUGCAUUUUUGUCCUAGCUUGCCUUAUUAUUUCAAGAAAAUUACUUUUCAUUUCUAAAGUGAUGUUUGUUUUUAAUAACUUGUAAAUAGAUAAGUUAGGGUUUGUAUAUUAGUUUUGAAUGGGAAUUUUAAUAUAUACAAG